Messenger RNA from Prunus persica (peach), 1788 nucleotides. Its product is annotated as serine/arginine-rich splicing factor SR45. Lineage: Eukaryota; Viridiplantae; Streptophyta; Magnoliopsida; Rosales; Rosaceae. The transcript has 13 exons. The record is from RefSeq and is a predicted model, not a curated record. The coding region runs from base 153 to 1352 and encodes 399 amino acids. Gene Ontology annotation, cellular component: cytoplasm; nucleoplasm; ASAP complex. Gene Ontology annotation, molecular function: RNA binding. Gene Ontology annotation, biological process: mRNA splicing, via spliceosome.
UACUUGACAAAAUUUGCCACCCUGACCUCGUGAAAGUUGAAAACCCUUGUUAAUAGAGGCCUCUCACAAACAUAACAUAAAACCACUCUCUCUCUCUCUUGGCCACUCACCACUCUACCAGGGAUUUAUCUAGGGUUUCGUCUCUGUCAGCCAUGGCGAAGCCAAGCCGAGCCCGUCGCUCGCCACUUUCAGGCUCCGGUUCUGACUCAUCGUCACGCUCCCGCUCGCGUUCGCGCUCCUUCUCAGGCACUGACUCGCGCUCCAGCUCGCAUUCUCGCUCUCGAUCUCGCUCCAGGUCCUUCUCUUCCUCCUCUCCGUCCCGGAGUGGCAGCUCUCGUAGCCGAAGCCCUCCCUCCAAAAAAAGUCCUGAAGUUGCUAGACGAGGUCGUUCUCCACCACCACAAGCUAAAAAGGCAUCUCCACCCCAAAGGAAAGCUUCUCCAAUUCGCGAGUCACUUAUUCUUCACAUUGACCAGCUUACAAGGAAUGUGCAUGAAGGCCAUUUACGAGAAAUAUUUUGUAACUUUGGUGAUGUUGUCAAAGUGGAACUGGCAAUGGAUCGUGCUGUUAAUCUUCCAAAAGGAUUUGGAUAUGUUGAGUUCAAGACGAGAGCAGAUGCUGAAAAAGCACAGUUAUAUAUGGAUGGCGCUCAAAUUGAUGGUAAUGUAAUCCGAGCAAGGUUUACAUUACCUCAGCGUCAGAAGGGGUCACCGCCACCUAAGCCUGUUUCCGCUGCUCCAAAGAGAGAUGCUGUGAAAACUGAUGGUGUCAAUGCUGACAAGGAUGGACCGAAGCGACCAAGGGAAGCUUCUCCUCGUCGGAGGCCACCUCUCUCACCACGAAGGAGAUCCCCUGUAGCUCGCAGAGGUGGAUCUCCAAGACGACUGCCAGAUUCUCCACCACGUCGUCGUGCUGGCUCUCCUGCUCGUCGUGGUGAUACUUCUCCAAGGAGGAGGCUUGCAUCUCCAUCUAGAGGUCGUUCUGGAUCUCCGCCACCAAGGCGACGUUCCCCUGUUAGAAGGAUACGUGGCAGUCCCAUUCGUAGACGCUCUCCUUUUCCUCCAAGGCGCCGUUCACCUCCUAGACGGGUUCGUAGUCCUCCCAGAAGGUCUCCAAUCAAUCGUAGGCGUAGCCGGUCUCCUAAUCGUAGGCUUGCUCGAUCACGAUCAAGGUCAAUCUCGCCGCGGAGAGGUCGAGGACCAGCUACUAGACGUGGGAGGUCGUCAUCAUACUCUGGAUCACCUAGUCCACGGAAGGUACCCCGAAAGAUAUCUCGUAGUCCAAGAAGGUCUUUGAGGAGAAGAAGCAGUAGCAAGAGCAGCAGCAGCAGUUCACCUCCUCGUAAGCCAUAGUAGCUUAAAAAAGAUAGCACAUGAUUUCUGCGGGCUAGGUGGAUUGUUGAUGAUUGGUGUUAGCUUGUUCUAAUGGGAGGGUGCUUGUUGUAGGUCUUUUACGAGAAAAAAGCAGUAGCUCUUCCCCCUCCCUCUUGCACUCAGUAGCGAUGGAUAUGUAGUAUCAAGAUUCGCUUAGAGUAACUGAUAUUCUCAGAGUUCAUAUUUCUUUUUGCGUUGAUUAUGAGCCAACAGGGUCCAGUUGUGCUAUUUUGGGCUAAUCUUUUAGUUGCUUAACUUGUUUAUUUCCAUGACUCUAUCCACAUAAUGUGGGAACGAAGUAUGUUGCUUGAUUGAACGUUGGUAAAAAUCUAUUGUAUAAACAGAUGUGUAUGAUAUGAAUUUAUUUUUUUUUUAAAGCAAGGUGGUGUCAUGAAUUGCAUGGUUGAAUUCUCCA